Phytophthora sojae is the source of this 1815-nucleotide messenger RNA. RefSeq lists its product as hypothetical. The transcript is spliced from 3 exons. The record is from RefSeq and is a predicted model, not a curated record. Bases 1 to 1815 code for a protein of 604 amino acids. Lineage: Eukaryota; Oomycota; Peronosporomycetes; Peronosporales; Peronosporaceae.
AUGCUGCGCUCGCUGAGGCGCCCGGACGAGUCCAAGGCCAGCCUCAGCAACGAGCAGCGGCUGGGCGACGUCGUGUGGAAGCCCGAGCAGGAGUUCCCCGGCCGCUCCGUGGUCGACCGCCACGCCAUGACGCCGGACCGGGAGCUGCAGGUGCUGCGCCGCAUCGCGCGCGUGUCCGUACACAGCAUCGCGCAGCCGGCGCGCCUGGCGCUGCUGGGCGUGUGCUCCAGCGGCGUGAUGGGGCUCUCGGCGUACGAGGCGCACCUGCUGCUGGACCCGGCGCAGCCCGCGACGCUCGACUCGCUGCUCUUCAUGUACAAGUACGCGACGCACAACUUCCUGGCCAGUUGCAUCUGGGAGACGCGCGCGCCGGAGCUCGUGGCGCAGGCGCUGGGGCUUGACCCGACGCAACUGCUACGGGUCUUCCACCCGGCCACGUCGAGUGCCGACGCGGCGCUGCAGCUGAGGAUCAUGAGCGUCUUUACUGCUAGAGCCAUGCUGGCCGGCUUCAUGGUGGUCACGCAGCUGCUGAACAUCGUGCGCGCGAGCGGGACGGCGGCGAUGGGGUACUCGGAGAACGUGUACAGAGGGCUUGAGCCGCCCCUGCAGGGCAUCGAAGAACGCAUUAUCCGACUGUCAGGCAAGGGCAGCGACGUCACGGAGGUGUCCAUGGCUCGAUAUGGGGCGCACAUCCUGCCCGUGUUUGAGGACCCCGAGCAGCAUCGGCACUUGGUGGCACUGUGGUCGCUGAACGGCCGAGUGCCGUGCGUGUGGUGCGUGCCCAAAGACCGCUACGGCUUCCGACACUCGUGGACUGGUUUGCGUGUCGACGAGUCAUUCUUGCUGCGUACGACUACGGGCAAGUACAUUCUGUGCAUUGAGGCCGAUGCUACGCUGCAGGACAGGGCGUUCGAGCUGCGGGUGAUGCCCAAAUCACCUCUGCCCAAGGACGAAGAGCUCUCGGUCGAAGAAGCGUCACAGGCUUACCGCCUUGUCGAGAGGCAGGCGGCGCUAGCGCUUCGACGUCCAUUUCGCAGUCUUUGCGUACUGUUGGGGGACUCGCGCCAGCCGUGCGACCUCGGUGGGGACUCCUUCGUUACGCUACGCGAACGAACGCGGCUCAAGCAGGAGGUGAACGUGCUCAUCGACUCCAAAGCGCCAUUGCUUCUGGAGGUUCUCAAGUGGUGCGGACGCUUCGUCGACGACCGGAAGACGCUGGUCCUGGACGUGACACCACACAACUUCACACCGCUGAAGGUGUUCCUUGAACGUCACGGAUAUGCUGUCCUGACCCCAGCUGAAGCUGUUGAGUUCGAGGAGCGUGAGCGAGCUGAAAUCGCUGCAGAAGCGAAAGCGAAGGUUGAAGCAGAAGAGCAAGACCAACGCCAUCGGCAAGAGCUAGAGGAGCAAGAACUCGCGCUUGCAGGCUCGACAUCGCUUAAGGGGAGGCAAAGCAAGAAACCCGAGAAGCUUCCCCGACUCUUGUAUUACCCGACAACCGCCGCCACUAUCAACGCUGUUCACGCUACACUAACGUCUGGCGAUGGCUUGUCGGAUCCACGGCGAUGCUGCGUGUUGAUCAACCAGCCGUUUGGUCUUGAGCACCUUGACGAACUAGCAGAAGAUGCAGGCGAGAAGUUCCAUCCCGUGUGCGCUGCCGAGAUUUAUGACGACUACUUCCGCCAGGUGCGAAUCUGGACGCGAAUGGGUCACUCUGCUACUGUCAUCCAGCGCGAACUUGACCAACGUUUUGAACCUGUUCGCGAUGUUUUGGACGCUAUCGCGGCCUUGGACAAGGCUUCUAGCUCAAAGUAG